UUUUCAUAUAAAAUGGUACGUUGAACAGUCAUACAUACAAAAGCUAUUCGUAUGUUUAGAACCAGACUUUAACCUCUAGGUUGGAAGUACACUUUCGCAGAAAAACAUGUGGCAUUCAAAUAUUCUUUUAAGCCUGAUCCUUUGUGCCGUUUUAAUAACCAAGAAAACAGAAGCAAAUGCAGCGACCUGUGAACAGAAAGAAAAGAAUAUCGCAGCUUUAGAUUUUGCCACAGAGGCGAUCUCUAAAGCUAAAAACCUUCAACCAACUUGUGUUAAUGAUGGCAAAAGUGUUUCUUCAAAUGCCAGUGAAUGCGGUGUUAAGGAAAGAGUGUCGGGAUAUUUGGAUGUUGCGAUGACUUUGAUUGAAGAGGCCAAAAGGAACUACUCGGCUUGUGAUGAUACAGAUACUACGAAAGUCGUACAUAUCCUCAAUAAUCCCGUCGAUUGCUCAGAUAUCCUGAAAAGAGGCGACAACGAAAGUGGCGUGUACACCAUUUGGCCCAAGCAUCGCGUGAUGAGAGGCAAACCAUUAGAAGUGUAUUGUGACAUGGAUACUGAUGGGGGAGGAUGGACGGUGAUCCAAAGAAGAGGUAAUUUCUCAAACAUAAUUGAUUUUUACCGGAACUGGAAUGAAUACAAACUCGGAUUUGGAAAUCUAACUGAAGAAUUUUGGAUCGGCAAUGAGAACAUAUUUGCUUUGACCAACCAAAAUAACUAUAUCGCCCGUUUUGAUAUGAAGACAAUUGACAAAAAAUACUACUACGCCACAUAUUCUACAUUCUGGAUUGAUGAUGAAAAUGCUGGUUAUAUGCUGCAUAUUGGAAAGUACAUCGGCACUGCUGGAGACGGAAUCAGAAGCUCUGACAAAGCAAAAUUUUCAACAAAAGAUAAGAGAAAUGAUAAAUCGAAUACUGUAUGCGCAUACAUUAAAAUGGGUGGUUGGUGGUACAGUGACUGCGGUCUCAGCAACCCAAAUGGUGUGAAUGUCCCAAGAGGUCAAAAUGACAAGCAAUUCAUGAAUUGGGAGCCUUUGACUAAGUACAACCCCUUGUUGGAGAUUGAAAUUAAGAUUAGAAAGAUGUAAAGGGCAUGAAUACUUUUAGGCCGAUCAAGCAAUUCAGGCAACCACAGGAUUUUUUUUUUUUUUUUUUU
This is a messenger RNA of Argiope bruennichi, 1152 nucleotides long. Its product is annotated as techylectin-5A-like. The coding region runs from base 107 to 1084 and encodes 325 amino acids. The record is from RefSeq and is a predicted model, not a curated record. Lineage: Eukaryota; Metazoa; Arthropoda; Arachnida; Araneae; Araneidae. The transcript has 7 exons.